GGAUGUUUUUCAUGACUCAGUAGUGAUAACAGCAAUCUUAUCGUCUCUUUUUUUACUAUAAAUACUACAUCUUGCAACUUUCAACAUUAUACUCACAACGCCUUCUGAAGAAGCAACAGUGGGAAUUUUCUCAACAGAAAUCAAAAUGAUGAAGAGCCUGAUUCUGGUUGCGGUGCUCGCCGCCCUAACUAUCUGCAAUGACGCAGCUAGUCUUCAAAACCCUGCCUUCAGGGCUAACCUGUACCAGGGAGCCAUCAGGCCCGGAGACAGACUGCUUCACAGCAACUACUACUACAAAAAUCCCAUCACCAACGCUGUGCAGUACCAGGACAUCACCUACCGUGGCAACGCCAGCACCAGGAUCUCCUACAUCCAAGCCACUGAGGUCGGCUACACACAGUGGGGUAUCCCAUCCCUCAGGGCUGGUGGUGUCAACUUCAACCACGCUACCAUCAGGCUGACUUCCCAAAGAGGCUACGGCUACUACUACCGUGUUGAGAUCUGGGGUCGUUAUCUCAACACGGUAGUAGUAGCCGUAGCCUCUUUGGGAAGUCAGCCUGAUGGUAGCGUGGUUGAAGUUGACACCACCAGCCCUGAGGGAUGGGAUACCCCACUGUGUGUAGCCGACCUCAGUGGCUUGGAUGUAGGAGAUCCUGGUGCUGGCGUUGCCACGCUGUGUUUUCGCGAUGAUAAUAACAAUCUUAUCAUUUUUUUACCUAUAAAUAUUGUAUCUUGGAGCAAUCAGCUUUAUACUCACAUCGUCUUCUGGGGAAGCAACAGUGAACAUAUCAAAAUGAUGAAAAGCCUGAUUCUGGUUGCGGUGCUCGCCGCCCUAACUAUCUGCAAUGACGCAGCUAGUCUUCAAAACGGUGCCUUCAGGGCUAACAUGUACCAGGGAGCCAUCAGGCCCGGCGACAGAAUACUCCACAGCAACUACUACACCAAAGGACCCAUUCCUAACGCUGUGCAGUACCAGGACAUCACCUACCGUGGCAACGCCAGCACCAGGAUCUCCUACAUCCAAGUCACUGAGGUCGGCUACACCCAGUGGGGCAUCCCAUCCCUCAGGGCUGGUGGUGUCAACUUCAACCACGCUACCAUCAGGCUGACUUCCCAAAGAGGCUACGGCUACUACUACCGUGUUGAGAUCUGGGGUCGUUAAGACAACCAUUAAUAUGAUGAUCUGGACGAUAGACAACCAAAAAUAAAGCGGGUAUUAUUAUGUACGUAAGAAAAUAAAAUAAGUGAAUGUAAAUAAGUUCUCAUUGUAAUAAAAAUAUUUAUUACCAAACUUA
Molecule: messenger RNA, 1295 nt
Organism: Spodoptera frugiperda (fall armyworm)
Lineage: Eukaryota; Metazoa; Arthropoda; Insecta; Lepidoptera; Noctuidae
Exons: 7
Coding region: 146-1162 (338 amino acids)
Source: RefSeq, a predicted model, not a curated record